UUUCAAUCUUGUUUGUUGGUCUGUCACGAGUCGGUUUUUAUAAGAUUGUGCUGAUAUCGUGCGGAGUGAGGCGUGUGUGUAAUAAGGAUGACGUCACAAAUACACCAAAGGCGUAAAGAUAAAGGCAAGACUGAUGACGUCACGCCCCCAAAAUACUUCGACCCCCUGAUCGAAGGUGUGAAGUGGAUAGAAAGAUAUUCUGGCCCUCUGGACAAAUUCUUCGAAAAGCUACCAGAAUCUAUCAGCACUUUUGUGGCAACGCUCGCUGUUUUUACGUUCGGGUCUGUUCUGAGAGGAGAAUGGGUGGUAAUAUUAGUGACAGCACUGAAACAAGCGACUGGACAUACCCAGACUGGGAGGAACACCAGCUCUGAAGAUAUUUACCAGCUGUUCACACUGGAGAAGCUGAAGAUGGAGAACUUCUUUACUGUGUUCAUUGGAGCUCAUUUGGUCUCUUACAUUAUUUACUUUUCGAUUGGAGGAUUUUUGCAUUAUUAUUACUACGUCAACAAAAGACAUUUGGCUCACGAAUGGAAGAUCCAGCCUAACAAAUGGUUGCCGCCGGACCUUGAACGCCAUGAGAUAAUGAUGAGUGUUAUAGCCCUGUUCGUUACUGGGACCUUCUCGGCGUUCCUAGCUACGUACAUCUUCAAUGGGAACCCCUCGACUGUGUACUAUCAGUUCGAUGAGUUCGGAUGGUGGUGGUUCUUCUUGCAGUUUCCUGUUAUCUUCAUUUAUAUGGAUUAUGUCACCUACAUUCUCCACCGAAUGUAUCACACGCCGUUCCUCUACAAGCACUUCCACAAACUACAUCACAAGUACAAGCAACCAACUGCGUUUUCCGUGGCCGCCAUCCACCCGGUGGAAAUCUUGCAUAUACAGAUGACGUUGUCAUUACCGCUCUUCACUAUUCCUGUACAUUGGUUCGCAUUCUACGCGAUAGCGAUCUACAAUUACACCCACGGGAUUCUGGACCAUUCUGGAGUCAACUUCAAGGCUCAAUGGUGGCAGCCUUGGCAACCUGAUGCCGAGUUCCAUGAUAAGCAUCACGAGUUCUUCCACUGCAAUUUUGGAUUCAACAUGACAUUGUGGGAUAAGUUACACGGUACAGUGAGAAAACAACACCAUCUGUAUACCGAGAACACCUACCAUGGAGAAGCGAAGCCGUUAGACUCCAACGAAGCACAGGCUCUAGUUGAAAGUGACCCCGAGUUGCAGGAUCUGGUCAAAAACAUUGAGAAGUACGAUGGAAAGUAAGAUGUGGAUUGUAAAAUUAUUAUACUAGUCAGCUAUGUGGAUGAUAUGAUUAUUGUGGCAUCUACAAAUUAGUAGACAUAUGUAGGUUAGUAUAAAUUUUAUCGGUUGUACCAUAGAUAAGUAGAAUUUCUUUUAAAAGCUUAUGGCUCUUUUAUACUAUUUAGAAUCUGUAGAUGGUUGGCUAAGAUGCUAUAUUUUUUUUAUUUAUUGAAUUUAAUGUAAAAUAUUUCACGUAUAUUUUUCAAUGCCUGAAAAUUGUUUGAAUGGUAUUCCUGAAAAAAAUUUCUUGCUCCAUUCUUUCAACUCUAUAAACUUGGGAUUCUUCUUUUAGACGAUGAGCUAGCAACCUGUCACUAUUUGAAUCUCAAUUCUAUAGGCCAAACGGCUUAACGUGGCCAGCCAGACUUUUAAGACUGCUGGCUCUGUAUACCCCACAAGGGAUGUAGACGUGAUGCUAUGAAUCUCAAUUCUUUCAUUAAGCCAAACAGCUGAACGUGGGCUGUCAACCUUUUAAAAUUGCUUGCUCUCUCUAGCCCACAAGGUUUAUAGACGUGAUUAUACGAUGAUGAUGAUACUUUGAACUCUUUGAUAAUAAAUAAACACAACCUUUAGUAUUGUAACAAUGAUAUUUAAUUAUAAUUUUCUACGUGAAUUAAAAUAAGUAACAUAGGUCUUCAAUGUACCAUAAACUUAAGUAAUAUAAUUCUAUGUAUAAUAUACACAACAUGUGAAUAAUGUGUUGCACAAGUCUUGGGUAGUGUUCUAGCAGAUUUGUUCUUUAUAUUUUUUAUUAAUACAUACAUAUAAUCAUGCCCAAAUCUCUUGCUGGGUAGAAAGAGACAACAGUCUCUAAAAAACUGAUAGGCCACGUUCAACUGUUUGGCUUAAUGAUAGAUUUGAGAUACAAAUAGUGACAGGUUGCCAGCCCAUCGCCUUAAAGAAGAAUCUCAGGUUUAUAAGUCUCUUUUUUAGUAAUAGUGUAGUUACUCAUGUAAGUGUGUUAAUAGAUAAACCGUUAAGCUAUAAUUUUCAUCGAAAGUAUAAAAUCGUAAAGUAAAAUUUAAAAUAUUAUUAUAUUUUUCAUGUCAAUGUAAGUUUACGACAAAAUAAUUUGGUAAACUUGAAGAAAUCCCAGUUGGGAUAAGUCCGCCAUUGUAUAUAUUCUUCUUACUCCAAUGAUUGUUUUGUAUUUUUUUACUAUUUAAUUUUAUGUGCAAUAAAACAGUUUACAAAUAAACAAAUAAUAAAUGUCUAACAUCAAAGGAAUACUAAAAUUUUUCUAAGCUUGAAA
Amyelois transitella is the source of this 2548-nucleotide messenger RNA. RefSeq names its product lathosterol oxidase. The record is from RefSeq and is a predicted model, not a curated record. Gene Ontology annotation, biological process: sterol biosynthetic process. The coding region runs from base 88 to 1257 and encodes 389 amino acids. The transcript is spliced from 7 exons. NCBI's taxonomy places the organism in Eukaryota, Metazoa, Arthropoda, Insecta, Lepidoptera, Pyralidae. Gene Ontology annotation, molecular function: C-4 methylsterol oxidase activity; iron ion binding.